AUGAUUCAGCGAUGGGUUACUAUAGAUCCAGAAUUUAUCAAAGGCGAACGCUACACUGAUGAGAAGGUUACUCCAAAGAACUGGAUCCCGGAACAAAAGAUGCUCAGGACAAACUUUGUCUUCUAUGUCAUGGUUGCAGGCAUAGUAGACCAGGCCUUUAGAGCAAUUCGCACUGUGGAUGAACUCCUAUCCACUGUUCCUCCCAAAGGGCGAGAGUCAUGGACUCUUGAAUGGAAUGAUACUGAAAAGAACUUGCCAGUACUUCGUAUGGUGACUCCUGAUGGUCCUCAUCCCACUCGCGGCUUGACCUUUUCAUCUAUACACUAUCAAUUUACAGCCCUAGCGCAACGGGAACAUUUCCGGGACCCGCUAAGGAUUCAUGGAAUUCGAGGCAGGGUAGCAGGUACUCUUGAUUCAAAGGCAUCUGAGGCAAUCCGCAGCCAGGCAUUGGAUCAUCAGAAUCCAAAUACUUACAUGAAGUAUCAAUCGAAAUUCAAACGUGCCAACAUACAAGCAUGUUACUGGAACUUGGAGCCCGACUACGAAUGCUUGGAGAUCGAAGAGAGCAUGACUCACCACCGUGAUCCUAACGCACCCCAAAAGCUCGAUGCGGCUGCUCUUGCGGAGUUCGAGAAUGAUCAAGAAAUGAUGGCUCUAUACGAGAGGAUCGACAUGUUGACGGAAAGAAUAAAUCGACGGCCAGGAGAGCAGCCCGAUCUUGCAAAUGAACGAGAAAAGCUGUACACCAAAGCAGCCAAGAAACGCCGCAGCAAGAUAAAGAAGUUCAUUAAUACCUGGUGGAAGUCAUCCUAUGAUGAGUACAUUGCUGGAAGCAAUCUCACAGAGCGUGAUUCAACAAGUCUAUUUUCCAUCUACGCCAAAUACAUGCCGGAAAGACUACGUUUGCGGGAUAACCUUUUCACCGAAACACCAAUCAAUAGUGAGAUCGGACGACAGUGCAUGCUGGAUAUGUUUCGAUAUCCAAAGUCGGUCUAA
Molecule: messenger RNA, 996 nt
Organism: Aspergillus puulaauensis
Lineage: Eukaryota; Fungi; Ascomycota; Eurotiomycetes; Eurotiales; Aspergillaceae
Exons: 4
Coding region: 1-996 (331 amino acids)
Source: RefSeq, a predicted model, not a curated record